GAACGGGCUGAGCGCGAGCGUCGCGAGGCAGAAGAACGCGGCGCGCUCGAGUCGCUAAGCGAGGAGCAAAGAGAAGAAGUCAACGAGGCAUUCUCGCUCUUCGAUCUGGACAAGGACAACUACAUCGACUACCACGAGCUCAAGGUCGCGCUGAAAGCGCUCGGAUUCGAUUUGCCGAAGAAUGAUAUUCUGAGUAUGCUACAGACGCACGGCGUGUCUGCGUCGUCACUCACAGGCGGCGCGAGAGGGGGGCAGCAGCAGCAAGGAGGUGAUAGACCAUCGUUCACGGGUCCGUCGCGAUUGUUGCUCAGUCACGUGGCAUUCCAGCAGAUAGCGGCACAGCGGAUACUGAAUCGCGACCCGCAGGAAGAGAUUCUGCGCGCGUUCGAGCUGUUCGAUGCGGAGGGCAAGGGACGGAUCGACGUGAAUGAUUUACGGCGCGUGGCGAGGGAGCUGGGUGAAGGGCUGCAGGAGGAGGAAUUGCAGGCGAUGAUUGAGGAGUUUGACGUGAGGGGAGAGGGAGGCAUUGAUCGCGAGGCAUUCUUGGGCAUUUGCAUGGGUUGA
Baudoinia panamericana UAMH 10762 is the source of this 564-nucleotide messenger RNA. RefSeq lists its product as uncharacterized. The transcript has a single exon. The annotation marks the transcript as partial. Lineage: Eukaryota; Fungi; Ascomycota; Dothideomycetes; Mycosphaerellales; Teratosphaeriaceae. Gene Ontology annotation, cellular component: mitotic spindle pole body; half bridge of spindle pole body. Gene Ontology annotation, molecular function: microtubule binding; calcium ion binding. The record is from RefSeq and is a predicted model, not a curated record. Gene Ontology annotation, biological process: spindle pole body duplication.